This is a messenger RNA of Osmerus eperlanus (European smelt), 651 nucleotides long. RefSeq names its product NME/NM23 nucleoside diphosphate kinase 3 (gene nme3). The transcript is spliced from 5 exons. Bases 25 to 534 code for a protein of 169 amino acids. Gene Ontology annotation, biological process: CTP biosynthetic process; GTP biosynthetic process; UTP biosynthetic process. Gene Ontology annotation, molecular function: nucleoside diphosphate kinase activity. The record is from RefSeq and is a predicted model, not a curated record. NCBI's taxonomy places the organism in Eukaryota, Metazoa, Chordata, Actinopteri, Osmeriformes, Osmeridae.
CGUCAACGCCUGGUUAGCAGUGUGAUGAUUUGCCUCGUCUUAACCAUAUUUGCCCAUAUUUUCCAGACAGGGUGGACUGGAGCCAAGGAGCGCACCUUCAUCGCUGUGAAGCCUGAUGGCAUUCAGCGUGGACUUGUGGGAGAGAUCAUCUGCCGGUUUGAGCAAAAGGGCUUUAAACUGGUGGGACUUAAACUUUUACAGGCUUCUGAGUCUGUUCUGAGGGAGCAUUACUGGGACCUGAGGGGGAAGCCGUUCUUCACUGGACUGGUCUGCUACAUGGGCUCUGGACCUAUUGUCGCUAUGGUGUGGCAAGGUUUGGAUGUGGUGAAAACGUCUCGAGGAAUGCUGGGAGAGACCAGCCCUGCUAACUGCCUCCCUGGCACCAUCAGAGGAGACUACUGUGUAGAAGUGGGAAGAAAUGUCAUCCAUGGCAGUGAGUCUGUGGAGAGUGCUCAGAGAGAGAUCCCUCUGUGGUUCAGACACGAGGAGCUCCAGAGCUGGGCUGACAGCAGCAGCCGCUGGAUCUAUGACUGAUUCAUUAUUUUCUUUUUCUACUUGUUGUAGCUUGCAGCUAGGUCAAAAUUCUGUUUGCUAAAGAUAUUUGUUGAUCGUUUCCCUGUUUCUCUUGAUCUAAUGUAGCCAUUUACCACA